AGAUUGUUUUGGACCACGAGACAUAUGUGAUGAACCUUACGGAGGCAGAGAAGACGGGUGAAGCGAGGUGGUACCAGCUGUACAGCGCCCGGGACCAGUACGGCAUGAUGGGGCUCACCCCAGCGGACUGGCAGGACCUGGCAGAUCGUAUGGCUGCUGACCGACACUUGUUUGAUCUAUACUACAGGAACUAUGUGAGCGGAGGAGACCCGUUCCUUGAGGCGGGAUGUGAUGACCUGUGUUACGAGCAGCGACUCUGCGACCUUGUCACCUCUAACAGGAACGACCUGGACAACUGCCUCGCCAUCCUCUGGCGGAAGAGAGGUCUCUAAAAGGUCAAAGUGGAAUUGUGGAGAAGGUGCUCAAACUGGCUAGUUGGAGGUCAAGAUUGAGACGUCGAGUUUCGUUUGUCUUGGUCGAACUUUCAGCAGAAAAUGUAUGCGAGACCUUCAUUCAUCACUUGCUUCUAUACUCAUUCAUGAAGACCAUUGGACAUGAAGUACUCUCCUUUUGUUACACUAUUGCAACACGCCUUUCUAACACUCACUGCACACCUACUGUGAUACACUCGCUACACUCCUGCUGUGACACACUCAAUACACAUUGUGACACACCCACUACGCACUGUGACUCACUCACUAUAUACUUAAUCUAACUCUCUCUCUCCCUACUCACUUCGGGAAACUUACUACACAAUUAAUGUGAGACACUUACUACAGUAUGUGAGUGUAUCACUACUGUGACACACAGUAGUGACACACUCACUACACACCAACUAUGAAAGCUCGAUUCUGCAUACACAAAUAGUAAAUACUCUCACUACACUCAUGCUCUGAUACAUUCACUGCACACCUAUUGUGAUACACUCACUGCAUUCCUAUUGUGAUACACUCACUGCAUACUGUGAUACACUCAUUACACACUGUUACAUACUCCUACAGUAAAACACUCACUGCACACCUACUGUGACACUCUCUACAUACGUUCUGUAACACACUCACUACACAUUUACUAUGAAACACUUGCUAAACACCUACUGUGAAACGCUUACUGUGAUACACUCACUACACAUCUGCUGUGACACACUACACACUCUGAUACGUUCAUUACACAUCUACUGUUACACACUCACUACACUUGUUCUGUAACACUCAAUGCACACUUACUGUGACACACUCAA
Molecule: messenger RNA, 1180 nt
Organism: Procambarus clarkii (red swamp crayfish)
Lineage: Eukaryota; Metazoa; Arthropoda; Malacostraca; Decapoda; Cambaridae
Source: RefSeq, a predicted model, not a curated record